AACAAGAGACAUCAUGUCAGUAGAAGCAGUUCCAUCAGUGGCACCCAGCAAUGGCGAGCAGGUGCAGACAGCAACAAGAGACAUCAUGUCAGUAGAAGCAGUUCCAUCAGUGGCACCCAGCAAUGGCGAGCAGGUGCAGACAGCAACAAGAGACAUCAUGUCAGUAGAAGCAGUUCCAUCAGUGGCACCCAGCAAUGGCGAGCAGGUGCAGACAGCAACAAGUGACAUCAUGUUAGUAGAAGCAGUUCCAUCGGUGGCACCCAGCAAUGGCGAGCUGGUGCAGCACCCAGUAAUGUUGAACAGGCUCAGACAGUAACAAGUGACAUCAUCUCAGUAGAAGCAGUUCCAUCAGUGGCACCCAGUAAUGGCGAGCAGGUGCAGACAGCAACAAGUGACAUCAUGUUAGUAGAAGCAGUUCCAUCGGUGGCACCCAGCAAUGGCGAGCAGGUGUAGACAGCAACAAGUGACAUCAUGUCAGUAGAAGCAGUUCCAUCAGUGGCACCCAGCA
Schistocerca nitens (vagrant locust) is the source of this 508-nucleotide messenger RNA. RefSeq lists its product as uncharacterized. The transcript has 2 exons. The record is from RefSeq and is a predicted model, not a curated record. Bases 14 to 316 code for a protein of 100 amino acids. Lineage: Eukaryota; Metazoa; Arthropoda; Insecta; Orthoptera; Acrididae.